AUGAGAGCAGCACCACCGAAAUAUGCUCAUUCCCAAGUGGAACUUAAACUUUCUUGUAACGAUUUGCCAGAUUUAGAUUAUCUUUCCAAAAGUGAUCCACAAAUUAUUUUAUUGAUUAAAGACAUUCGUACUCAAAAAUGGAAAUCAACUAACCAACAAACCGAAGUUGUUAUGAAUAAUUUAAAUCCAAAGUUCGUAAUAAGCUUUAUCCUUGAUUAUUUAUUUGAAGAAUUACAACAGCUUAGAUUUAUUUGUGUUGACGUUGAUAAACCAAAUAAUUCUGAUUGGCAAGAUCAAGAAUUUAUCGGUCAAUUUGAUUGUGACCUUGGUUCUUUAGUUGGUUGUCAGGGUGGUAAGAUGAAAGGAAAAUUAUAUGAUCCGAAGCAUCAAGGAAAAGAUCGAGGAUUUAUAGUCAUAUCAACCGAAGAAGUGAGCAAGUCAAAAAGAAACGCAAGAUUAAAAUUUCAAGCUAAUAAUAUCUUUUCAAAGAGCGGUUUGUUUAAAACGAAACCAGAGGUAUUUUUAAUCGUCAGUAGAGCAAACGAAGAUAACACUUUUUCACCAGUUUAUAAAUCUAUUGGAAUUUCUUCAGCGAGCCCAAUGUGGGAUGCCUUUACCAUCAAGGAAGCAACUUUAUGUAACGGAGAUUUAGAUCGACCAUUACAAUUACAAGUGAGACAAGAAAAGAAGAAUGGAUCUUACCUAAUCCUUGGGCAAUGUACUGUCACCCUUAAUGAAAUUUUAAAGGGUAAAAGGUUAUAUGCAUUACGCUUACCUCCAGGUACAAACGGGAAAGUUGGAAAAGAUACAAAUAUAACGGUUAUUCACGCAUCAACCGAAGAGCCUCCAACGUUUUUAGAUUACAUUGCCGGCGGUACAGAGAUAAAUCUUGUAGCCGCAAUUGAUUUUACAGGAUCUAAUGGAGAUCCUCGAACGCCGAAAAGUUUGCAUUAUAUCAAUGGACGAAGGGAAAAUGAUUAUCAAAGAGCGAUUCGUAGCGUUGGUAAGAUAUUGGAAGGGUAUGAUUAUGACAGAAUGUUUCCAGUAUAUGGAUUUGGUGCAAAAUUCAAUGGGGUAUUAUCACAUACCUAUCCACUAAAUAAUAAUUUCAGUAAUCCUGAAGUAGAAGGGGUUGAUGGAAUAAUGGCUGCAUAUUCGCAGGCAAUACAUAGUGUUGAAUUAUAUGGCCCAACUUAUUUUUCACCCAUCAUAAAUCAAACAGCGGAGAGAAUUAAAGAAGAAGUUGCUGUCGGAAAUGACAAUGUUUAUUAUAUAUUGUUAGUAAUAACAGACGGUGUAAUAACAGAUAUGGAUUCUACGAUUAGGUCGAUAGUGAGUGCUAGCGUACUUCCGUUGUCCAUUGUUAUAGUUGGAGUCGGUAAUGCCGAUUUUACCAAUAUGAAUAUACUUGAUGCCGACGAUAGACCAUUAGUCCAAAAGUCGGAUUAUCAGACGAGGAGGACAGAAAUUGUAAUGGAUAGAGAUAUAGUACAAUUUGUAGCGAUGAGAGAUUUUCAAACAGAAACAGCACAAUACCAACUACCAAAAGCUGUAUUGGAAGAAAUUCCCGAUCAAUUUAUGAGUUAUAUGAUGAAACAUAACCUACAACCAAGAGAUCCUAUUAGAAGAAGAACCAUUGAAUUAGAGGUUGAUGUUAGAUUUGUUGGAAGUCCUGAUGAACCCCCACCAGCUUAUACUUCGUGA
Messenger RNA from Funneliformis geosporum, 1704 nucleotides. The record is from the annotation of a GenBank genome assembly. Lineage: Eukaryota; Fungi; Glomeromycota; Glomeromycetes; Glomerales; Glomeraceae.